Molecule: messenger RNA, 1263 nt
Organism: Mesorhabditis spiculigera
Lineage: Eukaryota; Metazoa; Nematoda; Chromadorea; Rhabditida; Rhabditidae
Source: the annotation of a GenBank genome assembly
AUGGAUAAGGCAUCGGUGUGUGCCUCGGUGGCCGGGGCCACUUUUGUCGUCGUCUCGUGCCUCGUGGCGGGCAUGAUCAUCAGUCGCGACAUUAAUGAUAUGUACGACGAUUUUAUGAGCAGCAUGGGUGAAUUUAGGACGGUCUCCGAAGACACUUGGACCGAAAUCUUUGCCAUGCAAAUGGGCACGGCCAACGGCGGAAAUUCGCAGGCCCCAUCACUUGCCGGACUCGUUGGACGUCGCCUGAAGAGGGCCGCUGGAGGCGACGAUAGCUGCACUUGCGGCGUCUCUGCCCGUCACUGCCCACCCGGCCCUCCUGGACCCCCCGGCAUCUCCGGACCCCCUGGAGACAUCGGAAAGGAUGGACCUCCCGGAAAGUCCGGAAAACCCGGCAUCAUCCAGCCACUUCUCUACAAGCCCGCUCCCACGACCUGCGAAGUGUGCCCGGUAGGACCACCCGGCCCACCUGGAAAGGAGGGAUGCGAGGGACCACCCGGAAAGGAAGGAAACCCCGGCAAACGAGGACAACCCGGAAAUGCCGGAAGACCCGGAAUGCCCGGACCCGUUGGAGAUCAGGGAACACCCGGAUUGGAUGGACAGACCGGAAUGCCCGGUGGACCCGGACAGGAUGCUUUGACCGGAAAGGGAGAGAUGGGACUGCCUGGAAGGGCUGGACUACAGGGACCUUGUGGAGAACCCGGAAAGGAUGGAGAUGAUGGAAAGGACGGAAACCCCGGAGAAGAGGGCCCGAAGGGAAUGGAGGGUCUACCCGGUCUGCCCGGAAAUACCGGACCGGUCGGAUACCCCGGAAAGCCCGGAGCCCCAGGAGAGGAUGGAGAGUACUGUAACUGCCCCGAUCGCGGAGACACCCCCAUCUUUGACGACAAGGACUUGCCACCGAAGCGCGUUGGCGCUGGCCGCCCUGGCCCGGCUCCUCCAGCUGGCGGAUACCGUACACCUCCCCCACCCCCGCCUGCUAGCCGUUCGAAGGGAAGCAAGAAGAACCAUCGCCCGUCGAAUGCCGGAAGUUACAACGAUGAGAAUGCUGGACCUGGCAAACACGCCGGAACCAGCGGCGGAGAAGGCGGAUACGACCAACCUCCUGCCCCUAAGCACCACGCCAAGACCGAGGAUGCCGGUUACGACAAGCCACCGGCUGCUCACGCUGGAAGCGGAUACGAUGAGCCGAGCUAUGACAAGCCCCCGGCCCCUGUCGCCCACGACGACCAGUCGCAGUACGGCCGCCGUCGCAGAAGGAAGUUC